Molecule: messenger RNA, 1699 nt
Organism: Aspergillus vadensis CBS 113365
Lineage: Eukaryota; Fungi; Ascomycota; Eurotiomycetes; Eurotiales; Aspergillaceae
Product: MFS general substrate transporter
Exons: 5
Coding region: 348-1661 (437 amino acids)
Biological process (GO): transmembrane transport
Cellular component (GO): fungal-type vacuole membrane
Molecular function (GO): transmembrane transporter activity
Source: RefSeq, a predicted model, not a curated record
GUAUAUUGACCUAUGUCAAAGCAGAUGUUCACCAUCACUAGUGAUUUCUAUACGUUUGUUUAGGAUAUCUGCUAUUGCUCGUCGUGCCAGCUGUAGACAGUCUUUGAUCUUAGUUGUGCAUAAGCUUUUUGAUUGUACAACGACACGAUGAUAUGUGCUUAAUUGGCUUAAUGAUGCAUGUCGGAGAAUAAUCUAUCCAAUUGAUCUUGAGGUGAUGCCAGCGAAUGUUCUGAUUAGAGUGCGCUAGAGAGGGGACGCGAUGUGUUGUGAUAUAUGUGAUUUGUUCGUGGGGAGGGAUUUCGAUCAUCUAACAUAUCACCUUCCUAUGAAGCACGGGGUCGUUCAAAAUGUCCAUAUCGGUAGUAAGAAGCCCAAUCCAAGGUGCUCCUGAUACUCACGCCAUAGAACCGGGACACAGCAGGUUUAAGGAAUGUCUGUCUGCCACUCCACCAUCUAGACGGACGACUCCAGACUCGCAAGCCGACGACCGAGACGACCGAGAUGACUCAGUCCCGGACGGUGGUACAGCAGCGUGGCUGAUCGUGGUGGGUGGAUGGUGUGCGAUGUUUUCCAGUUACGGAUGGCUUCAUAGUAUUGGCGUGUUUCAGAACUACUAUCAGAAUGUCAUGUUUCCAGGCUAUCCUGCGAGUACGAUUGCGUGGAUCCCUUCAUUUGAAGUCUUCUUCAUGCUUGCUUUGGGUCCUAUUGUCGGCCGGCUGAGUGAUACGUUUGGACCGCGCGCAGUCAUCAUCGGAGGCUCAUUCUUUCAUAUUUUUGGAGUCAUGAUGGCUUCUAUAUCAACGAAAUACUAUCAGAUUCUCCUCGCACAGGGGGUCUGCAGUCCAAUAGGUCUCUGUGCCAUAGCGCAGCCAGUAUUGAGUGUCAUGCCCAGUUGGUUCAACAAACGGCGCGGAUUGGCGUACGGGAUCAUCUCGUCUUCCGGAGUCGGCUUCGGUUGGGCUAUGCGGAUCACUGCCUUCAUGAUGUUAUUAUUUCUUAUCGUCGCUGGUCUCACUGUAAGGGAGCGCGUGCCUCCACGGCCGGAGGUUUUGAACAGAGAGGUCCUCUUGCACCCGUUUCGGGAUGUGAAUAUGGUCGUGCUUCUUGUCGGCGGCACUUUGCUGAGCUUUGGCGUGUGGUGUCCAAGUAACUAUAUAGUUACGUCGUCAUUGGCCGAGGGAAUGCAGACCAAUCUGUCACAGUACCUCGUGUCCAUACAGAAUGCUGGAAGUCUGUUAGGGCGAUUCUUUUCUGGCAUUUUCGCAGAUAAAUUCGGCCCAUACAAUAGUUUUAUAUUUCUUACUGCCUGUUGCGGUAUCCUGGUGUUGGCACUUUGGAUGCCGGGUACCAGCAACUCCGCCAUCAUCGUUUUUGAUAUACUGUUUGGAAUCACGUCGGGCGCCUACUACACUCUUGUCGUCGCUUUGGUAGCACCCAUAGCCCCGCCUCAAGAAAUAGGAUACUGGGCUGGACUGAACUUUUUCUUCGCAUCAAUCGCGGGACUUGUAACUGGAUCCAUCGGAGGCGCGAUCUUGGCCCAUGACGACGGGUCUUACUGGGGUAUGAAGGUCUAUUCCGGCGUUCUCCUCCUGGUGGGAAGUGUGAUUGUGCUGGGGACGCGACUGCGACUGACGGGGUUGGUACUGUGUGCCAAAUGUUGAGCCCCCAUCGUCCAAUCUCAUACACCCGAGGAUGUAUG